AUGGUGUGGUGCUCAGUACCUGGAUGUGCAAACUACAAGCAAGCACAGGCUGCUGGAGUAACGUUUCAUCGGUUACCUGUCAGAGAUAUUACUCGUAGCCGAAAGUGGUUGGCGGCAAUAAAGAACGCUGCCUAUGAUGUGAAUACUGCACUGGAGAAAUAUCCAAAUGUCCGUGUUUGUAGCCAGCACUUUCAGCCAGAGGAUUUCGAAACUGACCUGAAGUCUCAAUUGAUGGGGUUGCCAGGUCGUCGAACGUUGAAAAGUGAAGCUAUUCCAUCGAUUUUCCCUUUCACUUCAAAGAGGAAGGCAUCCGAUCAGCCAACAUCAGCGCAGCAGAAAAGAAGUCGAGCUGAGGUAACGCGCAGCUAGUUAAGCUAACUACAGCUAGCGAUUUUUUUUUAAAAAUCUAGCUAAACCAAAAUAUAGCUAGUUUUCAUAACACGCUGGCUAAACAUUCCAAAGCAAACCAACGUAAUUAGCCAGCUGAUACCUGGCGACGUGAUUUGUAACUUUGCAAGCUAACGUAAACUACGUUAGGUUACGGAGUCGCUGUGUAGUCGCGCGUCAGCCAGGCUACUCUACUGCAGGUUUGUCACUACACUAGUUACCACAACCACAAAGUCUAAAUUGGCUAUUUUGUAAACAAAAAUGAGUUUUUUUGGUCUUUAAUUUAAGGUUAGGCAUACGGUUAGCAGUGUGUCUUAACAUCAGAUUUUAAGAAGAUACAUUUGAGAAAUGGGCGGGGUUUAUUAAUAUGUGGCUGUGGUAACUAGGGACGACCAAAUAUUAGUGGACAUGACCCGGAAGUAGAGCGGAAGGGGCGUUUACGUGGGGCUAGCCCGAAAACUCGCUCGCCUAGCAGUUACGAACAACGCGUUGAGUAGUUCAACCUGUAAUCUCAGAAUUUCUCUACACUAUAUUUUUGUGUCAUAAUGCCCGUGUGGUGUUCUGUGCCUUACUGUGCUAAUUACAAACAAGCGCAAAAAGAAGGAGUGAUCUUUCACCGUUUACCUACCGGAGAUAUACCCCGAUGCCGCCAGUGGCUCGCGGCUAUCAAGAAUAAUGUUUACGAUGUCAACACACCAGUGGCCAAGUAUCAAAACAUCCGGGUAUGUAGUCAGCAUUUUCGGCCAGAAGAUUAUUUGAGGGAUUAUCAAUCUGAAUUGAUGGGGAAACCAAAUCGACGGAAGCUAAAACGUGAUGCGAUACCAUCGGUUUUUACCUUUACAACAAAACGGAAGACAUCCGAUCAACCAACACCAGCGCAGAAGAAAAGAUCUCGAUUAGAGGUAACCUAGCCUAUUUUUUUUUUAUUUUUUAUUUCACCUUUAUUUAACCAGUUAAGCCAGUUGAGAACAAGUUCUCAUUUACAACUGCGACCUGGCCAAGAUAAAGCAAAGCAGUGCGAUAAAAACAACAACAACACAGAAUUACAUAUGGAAUAAACAAAAACAUACAGUCAAUAACACAAUAGAAAUUAUAGAACAUCUAUAUACAGUGUGUGCAAAUGUAGUAAGUUAUGGAGGUAAGGCAAUAAAUAGGCCAUAGUGCAAAAUAAUUACAAUUUAGUAUUAACACGAGUGAUAGAUGUGCAGAAGAUGAUGUGCAAAUAGAGAUACUGGGGUGCAAAUGAGCAAAAUAAAUAACAAUAUAGGGAUGAGGUAGUUGGGUGGGCUAAUUACAGAUGGGCUGUGUACAGGUGCAGUGAUCAGUAAGCUGCUCUGACAACUGAUGCUUAGUUAGUGAGGGAGAUAAGAGUCUCCAGCUUCAGAGAUUUUUGCAGUUCGUUCAGUCAUUGGCAGCAGAGAACUGGAAGGAAUGGCGGCCAAAGGAGGUGUUGGCUUUGGGGAUGACCAGUGAGAUAUACCUGCUGGAGCGCAUACUACGGGUGGGUGUUGCUAUGGUGACCAAUGAGCUAAGAUAAGGCGGGGAUUUGCCUAGCAGUGAUUUAUAGAUGGAGCCAGUGGGUUGGCGAAUAUGUAGUGAGGGCCAGCCAACGAGAGCGUACAGGUCACAAUGGUGGGUAGUAUAUGGGGCUUUGGUGACAAAACGGAUGGCACUGUGAUAGACUACAUCCAAUUUGCUGAGUAGAGUGUUGGAGGCUAUUUUGUAAAUGACAUCGCCGAAGUCAAGGAUCGGUAGGAUAGUCCGUUUUACGAGGGCAUGUUUGGCAGCAUGAGUGAAGGAGGCUUUGUUGCGAAAUAGGAAACCGAUUCUAGAUUUAACUUUUGAUUGGAGAUUCUUAAUGGGAGUCUGGAAGGAGAGUUUACAGUCUAACCAGACACCUAGGUAUUUGUAGUUGUCCACAUAUUCUAAGUCAGACCCGCCGAGAGUAGUGAUUCUAGGCGGGCGGGCGGGUGCAAGCAGCGUUCGAUUGAAGAGCAUGCAUUUAGUUUUACUAGCAUUUAAGAGUAAUUGGGGGCUACGGAAGGAGUGUUGUAUGGCAUUGAAGCUCGUUUGGAGGUUUGUUAACACAGUGUCCAAUGAAGGGCCAGAAGUAUACAAAAUGGUGUCGUCUGCGUAGAGGUGGAUCUGAGAGUCACCUGCAGCAAGAGCGACAUCAUUUAUAUACACAGAGAAUAGAGUCGGCCCGAGAAUUGAACCCUGUGGCACCCCCAUAGAGACUGCCAGAGGUCCAGACAACAGGCCCUCCGAUUUGACACAUUGAACUCUAUCUGAGAAGUAGUUGGUGAACCAGGCGAGGCAGUCAUUUGAGAAACCAAGGCUAUUUAGUCUGCCAAUAAGAAUGCAGUGAUUGACAGAGUCGAAAGCCUUGGCCAGGUCGAUGAAGACUGCCGCGCAUUCGAAAUGGUCGGUGAUCUGUUUGUUAACUUGGCUUUCAAAUACUUUCCUAGACUAAAUUAGCUAGUUACAGCUAACACUGUAGUCCUGUAUUUAAUGUCCCGGCCAAAUCAACUGAAAUCAACUCAGUUUGCUGAAGUUUGUAUAUUUUCCACCCUCUCUGCUCCAACCUUGCUGAUCAGAAAUUGUAAUCUUGUUGUCUCCCGAGAGUCAGACGUGACUUCAGAAUGUCAACAAAUUAACCAAGAUGGCGGCGCCCUUGCCUCGCAUGCGAUAGGAUUCUAGCUAGCUAAAAUGUGUCCCUAAUUCAUAAAACGUAAGCUGUAAUUACAUAGAUUUAGUUGAGUUACAAAUAGGUAUUUACUAUUUUCAUUUUUUGUCAGUUUGCGAGAGUUUUGGAACCAUGGUUGGCUGGUGGUGUACUGUUCCCAGUUGUAAAAAAUAUAAACAGGCCCUGGCAAAGGGGGUGAUUUUUCAUAGGAUGUCCCUUGCUAGAGAUAUAAAUAUUGUAAACGUUUUAUUUUUAUUUUUAUGGGGUGCAAGCAAUGGUUAGCAGCAAUUAACGUAAAAUACCCCAUGGAUAAACCAAUAUCAAAAUAUGGUGGUAUUUGCGUUUGUAGUCGGCAGAGGAUUAUGUAA
Molecule: messenger RNA, 3441 nt
Organism: Coregonus sp. 'balchen'
Lineage: Eukaryota; Metazoa; Chordata; Actinopteri; Salmoniformes; Salmonidae
Source: the annotation of a GenBank genome assembly